This is a messenger RNA of Balaenoptera acutorostrata (minke whale), 3305 nucleotides long. It is a transcript of the gene SNAPC5, whose product is annotated as small nuclear RNA activating complex polypeptide 5. The transcript has 5 exons. Gene Ontology annotation, cellular component: nucleus. The record is from RefSeq and is a predicted model, not a curated record. Gene Ontology annotation, biological process: transcription by RNA polymerase II; transcription initiation at RNA polymerase III promoter. NCBI's taxonomy places the organism in Eukaryota, Metazoa, Chordata, Mammalia, Artiodactyla, Balaenopteridae. Bases 1468 to 1656 code for a protein of 62 amino acids.
AAGUUGAAUGAGAAGUGGGAUGUUCCAUAAAUCCAGAUAUAAAAUCCACUUUGUAAGUAAAAAUGUUUCGAGAAACAGAUGGUUAAAAGACUUGUCCCAGAAAUACACAGAAACUCGUAUUAUUUAGCUCCCCUCUCCCAAAAAAAAACCAUCUUGGAAAAUGGGUGAAGUUCUGUAAAGAUCUGACAUUUUCAGUAACCACAAGAGGGCAGAAUCAGAAUACAUUUUUUAAAGUAUAGCAGUAAGAAACUGAUGUUUCCUUCAGAGGUGUUAUAACCUGGUUAGAAUACAGUUGAUGGAAUGCUUGCCACCUUUUUGAUAUUUGGACCUUUGGUAUGAAAAGUGCUAGGAGCUUUUUUCACAACCACUUGUGUGUUUUAGUAGGCGUGAAUAUGUUGACCGAGAAUGCUAGUGCAGAAAAUGUACCCAAACGUUCAUCCUUCCCUAUUGCCAUGUCAGGGUCUUGUUUUGCAUCUGGCUUUGUUCCCGCUGGCAGUCUAUCCCUGCAUUCAUAGCUCAAGAAAUCUCAGUUACUUAGCAUGAAAAAAUACCGUCCAAUUUGUUGAAACACCGCUGUCUUCCGCGCUUGAAUUUGUGCAGGCCUCCUGGGAAACCCCUUUCAUGUGACUGGGAAUCCUCGCCUGCCUGGACCUCCAACACAGUAGGGCUCCUGUACCAUGUACUACAUGCUGGCAAUACUCCCUGCCUUCAAACGCGUCUGCAGGUUUGGGGGAGCGAAAGCAGCCGCCUGACGCAACACCAGUGGAAGGGUGUUAACAGUGCUGUUCAACUGAAGCACUUGACACAUGCUAUCCGACCGUUUUUAUCUCCAGGUCCUUUACAGCUCCAACGCCCUUUGCCUUAGGAAUCCUCAUCAUUCGAGUCUAGGUUUUUGUUUUAAACCCCACUUGGUCCGUGGGCCGAGCUGGUCCGCGGGAAAGCGGCGACCCCAGACGCCAGCAGGAAGCGGCCGCCCCACCCCAACGUGCCGCCAGCCCCGCCCGGCCCGCCUUCCGUUUCCGGUAGCGCGGCGCGGAGAUGGCGUCAUCGGCGAGUGCCCGGUCGGCCGCCGGCGUGAAGACGCGCGAUGUUGAGCCGGCUUCAGGAGCUGCGCAAGGAGGAGGAGACGCUGCUCCGCUUGAAAGCGGCCCUGCACGACCAGCUGAACCGGCUCAAGCUCUAGUCUCGCAAAGCCGACCGGCUGGCGGAUGCGCCCACUCUGCGAAGGGAGACGGUAAGGCCCUGCGAGAAGAGACCGGCCACAAAGUAGUUCCCGGUAGCUCUUCUCCCCGGAGCUGUUACUGACUCCACGGCCUUGACGAGGAGUCGAGAUUGAAACCCAUCAGCGCCAGUUCCCAGACCUCUGCGGAAGUCACCCCCUUCAGCCUCAGUGAGACGCUCCUGCUAAUUCCUGCUCGGCACUUCCAGGCUCUCUAAUUCCAAGUUGAAGAACUGGCCCUCCAGUCAAUGAUUAGUUCUAGAAGAGAAGAUGAGAUGCCGUCUUCUCAACCUGCGCCUGAACAGUCACAUGAUAUGUUGGUGCAUGUAGACAAUGAAGCAUCAAUCAACCAGACUGCACUGGAGUUGAGCACAAGGAGCCAUGUGCCAGAAGAAGAGGAGGAGGAGGAGGAGGAGGAAGAAGAAUCCGAUUCCUGAAGGGGAGAAGAGCCAGGGUGAAAUGCACAUCUGAACAGAGACAGGCAUGGGAAGGAGGCCCAGAAGCAACAUGGCAUGCCACUGCGCAGGGGACUCGGCUGCUUCCCCAAUGCUUAGAUGCCAGCCGCGUGGGUGGGUGUGCUGGGCUGGUUAAGGCCGAUGGUGGAGCAGAGCCAACCUGCAAAAUCCACUUCCUCAGCAUCAGAUCUCUUGAUAAAAGCAUGAACCUGUGUGUGAGGAGAUGGACAGAAAGUGUAUUUAAAAACCAAGGAGGGAAAUUCAAGAGUCCUGGGUCUGGAGGUUGUGCUGCAUUUGGAAGGUGCUCUGGGAGCCUGCCCUUGGCCGGUUGCAGGCCUAAAGCCCCGGCUCUGCUGGUCUUACCCUUCACCAAGCCCGCUCUCUCUGAAAUGGAGACAGCAGCUCUGCCUGCAGUGCCUCGCAGACUUGUUAAAGGAACAAAGGAACUGAUGAACUUGAAAGCGCAUGCUACGCUGACCAGGCUCUACAUGGCAUGUGAGUUCAGACAUUUACAGUAUCCCACUCCUCCUACCACCACCACCACGUAGGAGACAAGUAAAGUUACUUGGUGAGGGGACUGAAUCUAAGAUAAGCCAGUCAGUACUACAAAGAGGCCCUGUCCCCUUGCAGGGGCGGGCUGGCCCUUUCUUUCCCUGGACUUCCUCUGGCUGCAGGGUCAUCCUGGCUUUUCCAUUAAACUGAUAGGAGGACUGGGGAGAUAUGUUGGGUAUCCUGCAGGCCCCUGAUCAGCUGGACUACAGUGGUCAAGGCAGAGCAGGGUAUGGGCUCGGGAAGUACUGGAUAGAUGACUGACAGAGGAGAACAAAUGAGUAAGCAGGUGGCAGUGUUAAGAAUCUGAAAUAAAUGACUUACCAUGAGUUGCUUCAAAUCUGCUCUCUCUGCAGGGUUUUUUAUUAAGCUUAAAGGAAGAAAGACAGUGUGAGAGCUCUUGCUUGGCACUGGUUCUAACUCAGAUUACUUACGUGUGCAUGCAUGCCCGUCCUCCCCACACCCCAUAGGCUCUGAGGAAGAGUGCCUAAGCCUUACCCACCUUCCUGUUCUUAGCAGUGUCACGCCCACAGCAGGUUAAUAAACGCUUGUUGAAUUAAACUAAGGCCAAAAGGCAAUAUGCCAGUCCCUUUACAGUAAGUGCUGAGCACAGCAGCUGUUUUGCCCACUGCUACAGUCAGAUAGGUCACCUAAGUCCUAGCACUCUGGAAGAAGGGCAGCAGCUAAAGGGUAAAAGGCAAAGCUGUGCUCUCCAAGAUGGAUGGGGAGCCUGACAAAACCAAAGUACUUUCAGAGAACAGGAGGUGACUUACCAUUUAUUCACAAAAUCUUGAAAUUCCAGACUGAAUACUCCACUGGGCAACUUUGGAGGAGGCUGCAAGUACAUGUGAAGACAUAGGAAAUGCCCGGUGUCCUGCUCCACCCACCUCUCCCUUCCCCACUCCCACCUCUGGGCAGUGCUGCCCUUAUCCAGUCAAGGAAAGACAGGGGUGAGAGGCCAAUGGCUGCUACCGGGUUACCGUGUUGGAACCAUCAAUCUCAAACCAGUCAGAACUGAGGCCAAGUCAGUGUUCUGAGCACUCACUUGUCUAGUGACUGAAUAAAUCACUGUUCCUCUCUGA